CGUAGCGGUCACAAAUUGCUAACGUGUCAAAAAUAUAUUGUAAUUUAACGAAUAUUGCUGAAUAUAUUGCUAUAUAAAACCUUGUACAUAUAAAAUCUUUUUACACAAUGGAAAUUAAAAUUUUGUUAUUUGCGAUAUUCUCAUCGAUAAUGGCUGUUAAUAGCUUGAAACCAGGAGAGUGUGAAGUAUGUGUUAAGAUUUUGGACAGAUUUGCUGGUACUCUAACGGAUAAUAUCAAGAAAGACCAUAAGAAAAUCGAAGGGGAAUUCAAAAAAUUCUGUAAAAACAUUAAAAAAGACAAGGAAAAUCGAUUUUGCUAUUAUUUGGGCGGUUUAGAGGAAAGCGCGACAGGAAUUCUCGGCGAAAUGUCGAAACCUUUAUCGUGGUCGAUGCCCUCAGAUAAAAUUUGCGAGAAAUUGAAGAAAAAAGAUCAACAAAUAUGCGAUCUACGUUAUGAUGUUGAAAUCGACUUGAAAACUGUAGACCUUAAAAAAUUAAAGGUUAGGGAUUUGAAAAAAAUUAUCAACGACUGGGGUGAAGACUGUACAGGGUGUAUCGAAAAAAGUGAAUACAUUAAGAGGAUAGAAGAGUUAAAACCCAUUCAUACCGAACUAUAAAAUUAAAGUGAAUCUAGAUGAAUAAUUGUGUAAUGUGGUCAUUAAUUUAAUAUCAUCCAGUGUUCUUUAUUUUAUACAAACCAAAUACAUUUUUUUGUGAUUUUUGUUUGAAGCAUUUAAUUUGGGUUUUGAUUAAGUACUGAUUGAUUUUACAUGAUAUAAAGAUAAUUUAUAAUGUAUUUAUAUGAUAUUUAUAAAAAAA
Messenger RNA from Brassicogethes aeneus, 819 nucleotides. The record is from the annotation of a GenBank genome assembly. NCBI's taxonomy places the organism in Eukaryota, Metazoa, Arthropoda, Insecta, Coleoptera, Nitidulidae.